Molecule: messenger RNA, 8301 nt
Organism: Dunckerocampus dactyliophorus (ringed pipefish)
Lineage: Eukaryota; Metazoa; Chordata; Actinopteri; Syngnathiformes; Syngnathidae
Gene: slc6a17
Product: solute carrier family 6 member 17
Exons: 12
Coding region: 513-2705 (730 amino acids)
Biological process (GO): alanine transport; proline transport; sodium ion transmembrane transport
Cellular component (GO): synaptic vesicle; plasma membrane
Source: RefSeq, a predicted model, not a curated record
GGCAGAUGAGUCAAACCUGCGUCACACGUGGUCGUGACUUACCAUAGUAAUAUUUUUUUCUCCUUCAUCCAGUAAGCAUUGAGAUUUGCAGCAUCACACGCACGUGGAAAGGAAGAAGAGAGAGGCGCAAAUCUCCUCACCCUCACAGACAUUAUACACAAUGCAGACUGUACCUGCGCGGAGUUAAUAUUAUCUUGGAUGAACAAAGCACACGCCACCGCGCUCCUGCGUCAGACUUGCCGCGCCAUGCGCCUCUUGUGAGCGCCAACUGCCGCCCGGCUGGCUCCUUUUUGCGCGCAGAGAUGUUGCACACGGACACAGCAGCGCCUCAAUGAAGAACCUUUCCAUCGCGACGGCGUCCUAACACUGCCUUUCCUCUGCAGAAGAAGCACAACUGCCUCUCCCUGGCACUUUCCCACUUCCUCCUGAUCUCCUGCUUCAACACCUCAAAAGUCUCCUCUCUUUGUCGGACCCGCCUACACCCCUUGGAGGGACAUUCCUGUUUUGCAGCCAUGCCAAAUAACACCAGGGUGACCCAGCUGGAGCACAGCAGCGAGCCAGUCACUGAGUCUGUGGCUGACCUGUUGUCCCUAGAGCACCCAAUGGACUAUAAGAGCAGUCAGAUGAGCAUGGGGCUCAGUCCAGGCUCCACUGCCCCAGGGAGAGCACUGCUACCUUCCCCUGACCCUGAUGCAGAGGACGGACGGCCAGCUUGGAACAAUAAGUUGGAGUACAUUCUGGCUCAGGUGGGCUUCUCUGUGGGCCUGGGUAAUGUCUGGAGGUUCCCCUACUUGUGCCAGAAGAAUGGUGGAGGCGCUUACUUGGUGCCCUACUUCAUCCUCCUCCUCCUCAUCGGGAUCCCUCUGUUCUUCCUGGAGUUGGCGGUGGGUCAGAGGAUUAGGCGUGGCAGCAUCGGUGUGUGGAACUAUGUGUACCCCCAGCUGGGAGGCAUCGGUGUUUCUAGUCUGAUGGUAUGCGGCUUUGUGGGCCUCUACUAUAAUGUGAUCAUCGGAUGGAGCAUCUUCUACUUCUUCCAGUCUUUCCAGUACCCGCUUCCUUGGGCUGAAUGUCCCGUCCACAUAAAUGGAACCCAAGCCAUCGUGGAGCCAGAGUGCGAGAAGAGUUCAGCCACAACAUACUUUUGGUAUCGUCAGACUCUCAACAUCACCAGUAGCAUCGAUGACACCGGCGGGCUGAACUGGAAGAUGACUCUUUCCUUACUGGUGGCUUGGAUCUUGGUGUGUUUGGCCGUCAUCAAGGGCAUCCAGUCCUCUGGGAAGGUGAUGUACUUCAGCUCUCUCUUCCCGUACGUGGUGCUCUUCUGCUUCCUGGUGAGAGGUUUGUUGUUGAGAGGAGCAGUGGAUGGCAUCGCUCACAUGUUCACCCCAAAGCUGGAAAAGAUGUUGGAGCCACAGGUGUGGAGAGAGGCAGCCACCCAGGUGUUCUUUGCGCUGGGUCUGGGCUUUGGCGGAGUCAUCGCCUUUUCCAGUUACAACAAGCGAGACAACAACUGCCACUUUGAUGCCGCCCUGGUCUCCAUCAUCAACUUUGUGACCUCCAUCUUGGCCACUUUAGUUGUAUUUGCUGUCCUGGGCUUCAAAGCAAACAUCAUGAACGAGAAGUGUGUUGUUGAGAAUGCCGAGAAGAUCCUAAUGUAUCUGAAUACCAGCGUGCUGAGCAAAGAGCUCAUUCCUCCUCACAUUAACUUCUCUCACCUGACCACAAAGGACUACGCAGAGAUGUACGGCGUCAUUAAGACGGUGAAGGAGGAAAACUUUGCCCAGCUGGGCCUGGACCCAUGUGUACUGGAGGAUGAACUCAACAAGGCAGUUCAGGGCACCGGCCUGGCGUUCAUUGCUUUCACAGAAGCAAUGACGCACUUCCCUGCCAGCCCUUUCUGGUCUGUCAUGUUCUUCUUCAUGCUGAUUAACUUGGGCCUGGGAAGCAUGAUCGGAACCAUGACGGGCAUCACCACGCCGAUACUUGAUGCCUUCAAGGUCCGCAAAGAGGUGCUAUGCGUGGUUUGCUGUGUCAUCGCCUUCCUGCUGGGUCUGCUGUUUGUGCAGCGCUCAGGGAACUACUUUGUCACCAUGUUUGACGACUACUCGGCUGGUUUGCCACUCACUGUGGUGGUCAUCCUGGAGAACAUCUCUGUGGCCUGGAUAUACGGCACUAAACGGUUCAUGCAGGACCUGGAGGACAUGCUUGGUUUCAGGCCGUACUCUUUCUAUUACUACAUGUGGCUGUAUGUGUCACCGGCCGUGCUGGUGGUACUUAUCAUGGCUACCGUCAUCGAGAUGGCCGUCAGCCCUGCGGGAUAUAAUGCCUGGGUUGAAGCCGAGGGCUCAGAGCGUUUCCACAGCUACCCACCCUGGGCUUUAGGCAUGGCCUACUCCCUCAUCGUGGUGGCCAUGUUGCCCUUACCUCUCGUUUUCAUUGCCCGCCACUUCAACUUGGUGUCCGACGGCUCCAACAAGCUGUCUGUCUCCUACCGUAAAGGCAUGAUGAAGGAUAUGUCCAACCUGGAGGAGCAGGACGAACAGCGCUUCAUCCUCAGCAAGAACCCCAGCGAGGCUCCUUCUCCGAUGCCUCCUCACCGUGCCUACCUGGGGCCCGGGGGUACCCAGGAGAUGACCAACACCAACUAUGGCACCAGCACCAAGACGGGAUACCAGAACAUCGGCUCGCCCGAGUCUGAGCUAUGAUGCAGCAUUUGCAUUUUUGUCUGCGUUGCGACAGAGGAAGGAAGAGAAAUUAACCAAUGUUUCUAUUUUCUUUUUCUCUUCACUUCACCUUCACCUUUCAAGAGGAAUUCAGCAGCAGCUCAGAGAAGUCCACUGAGAGCUUUGCCAAGCUUCAGGUGUGUCCAAUUCACAAAGGUUUUAGGUUUUGAAUAAUAAUCCCACAAUUAGGAGGUUGUUUGUGAAUGUAAACAGCACAAUCUUACCCACAAGCUUACUGUACAUUGCAAUGAUUAGUAAUUGGCAUUUCUGAAGUAUCUGUGAUUUUUUGUUGUCACAAUAGCACCUAAAACUUGACAGUGGUGGUGUUAAACAGGCACAUUCUACUUUAUGUUAUUGUGGGACAGAUGCAGCUAGCUAGAGCGUCUCUGAGCCUUAAAACAGAGCAGCACUUUUCUUCUUCCAUUAAGUUUUUCUUUGACAAACAACACUAUGCCUGUGUUCUCUGUUGGCCUAAAUGAGGUUUUUCCAUUUGAAUCAAUCAUUUAAUCAAGCUUGCCCAUUAAGCGCAGAGGCUUUUGUUUGAUCAGCUUCACUCUUGUCGUUACUGAGACUCGGAGGUGUGAGUGUUGUCAGUUAGAUGCACAAACGUGUGUGUGUUUGUGUUUGUGCUUGUGCUUGUGCUUGUGUGUGUCACCGCUGAAUGAGAGGCUCUGGUGACCCUAGCUGUGUAAAAAUAGAGCUGCGCGUUACCCAGGGGAAGCCGUGGCAACACGGCAUAGAGACAGACCCUCUUGUGAUGAUGAUGAGGAGGAUGAGGGGGAGAGUGGACACCUUGGCUUGUGUCGGCUGCAACUGCACAGCUCUUUGCUCAGCAAUAGACAAGACGGUUUACUGUUAAUCUAUAUCACUCCUCUUGCACUGCUAUUUAGUUUCAUUCUAGAACAUUCCUACAUUUUGAAUACUUUGAACACAUACUUUGAACAAUAUUUUGAUGUGUGUACGCGUGUGACUAAAUUCUCCAGUGUAUUUUCCGGUGUGUAGAUUUUCUGGUUAAUUAGUGUUAAAUUUGUAUUGUGAUAUAAACGUUCUGAACUGGUAAUACACAGUUGAAACCACUAGGGGUCUCUGCUAGCCAGCAAAGAAGACAAUGCCCCCCUUCCUGUAGCCCCUCCUUGAAAUAAAACCAGUGCUUGAGACUGAUCGGGUGUAAUGUGAAGCAUACACGGGGUCACUCUCAGUGUUUGGUGCCUUUGGAACAUCUCAGCCAGUCUAUUUGCCUUAUGUUUUUGUGUUAUUCGGUUCUUCAUUAUAUACUUCAACUAUAUGGAGUUUGGAUCUAUGUUUUGUCCCAGCCACUUGAGCACUUUAAUUAGGUCAACACCCUGGAGUUGUUUGUCAAGCACACACUUUGAGCGCAGCUUUGUGGGAAAUGAAGUUACUGCGAUGCACUUCUAAAAAAAAAAGGUUUAAAAGUGUUCAGAGAGCUUUACGAAAUAAAAUUGAAAACUAACUCAUUAUUCAUAAACACUGAUGGCACUGACGGUAGCCACUAUGCGACCUGUUGCUGCUACGCAAUUAGAAAUGUACUGAUUAUUAAUAAUAUUAAACACAAAAACUUUACAUUUUAGUAUAAAACAGUAAGAACGCUUUAUCAAAUAAUUUAAGUGGAAAGCAAAAAACGUCCAUAAAAGAUACAAAACACAUAUUGUGACUUAACUUCCUGUAUUUCCUCAAAUAGUGGCCGAGUGUCCAUCACCUCUUUCUUGUUAUUACAUGUUAAAGGUGCUAUCUGUCAUGGUGAGGUACUGCAGUGGGGGCACUUCUGUAUCCUGUACUACUACUAUAUCCAGCGCUCUUGUUGCUCAGUCGUGACUGCUAAUUGUCGAUAGCUUGUCUGAGACUGUGUGUGCACGAACACGACGGUAAUGUGCCUGUGCACAAGCCGUGAGUGAGAGACAGCCUUUAACACCAUUCGAAAGACAAAUCUAAUUCCAUUUAACAUGUAAUUGUGAAGAAUAUAGAAGUUUUUAUGUACAAUCUGUUCUCUGAAACCACUACUGGUAACAUAUGCUAGCCGGUGGUGGUGUUUGUAUAUUUAUGUAGGGAUGCUCCGAUCAAUCGGCCACCUAUCAGUAUCGGCUGAUUUCCGUGGAAAAGGUACGUGAUUGGCAUAUGCUGAUCAAUGUCUUUCAAUCACAAAAAACGGCUUGCACGAUUGCUGCCUGUAGAGAUCCCUGUGUGCAGUUUCCUGCUCUAAUGUCUUGGUGCAGCCAGGAAUUCUGGGCGCCAUGAAAAAAUCAUUACGUUUGGCCCCCAUUUUUAUUGUUUAAUAAUUACGUAAUUGUCCUAACCUUACCCCCCCCCAUAUGACUCUCCUGGCCAAUAGCACUCAUCAUAAAUAAAUUGAAACAUUUACAGUUAAUCCAUGUCAUUGGUAUCGGUAUCAGCUGAUUUCAUUCAUGGAAAUGCUUGGGCAUCGAUGGGAACUGGGACUAACAUUUCGAUUUUCUCGUAAUCGUUCAUUUUAAAAAAAAUUUUGGGCCCUACAUUCGGUGACUGACCAGCCCGCCGAGUGGCAAAAAUGGCCGCAUAACACCAGCGAAGAAGCCGGUGAACACCAACAAAGAUGUGUCAUGAAGCUUUUGUGAUCAUGCAUUUCAACCAAGGACAGUGUGCAAUGGCACUGUAAAGUUUGGCUGAAAUUCUACAAAAAAAUGAAUGGUCGACGCUGUACAACAUUUGCAACGCCAUCAUAUCAUACAAAAGAGGAUGCACCACUUACAGAAUUAAUCCCCUCCAGCUUAACGGUGUACAGAGUGCACCGGACUUCUUCUAACCAGUCAGGUAACAAUAAAUUACGUUGAUGUUAUGCCAAUAUUGAAGCAGCAAACAAAUUAUACUUUAUACUGCAAAUACGGUAUCCAAAUAUCCAGCUAACAUAAGGCUGUGUACUUUUUCACAGACAAACGACGUGAUAUUAAUGUUAGCUUUAGCCAGGAAGUUGACCAGACCCCAUGUUAAGUGUUACUCCAUUCACUUGUUUGAUAUUCUGCAAACAGGUUAGUAGGAACUCAGUAACAUGGUUAAGUUACACUUAGUCUAUUCUGCAUCAUAAGACACUCUCCAACACAUAAACAGGAUAUGUUUGUUUUUUCAUGAGGUUUUCAAAAUUAAAACUCAUUUGUGAACAUGUACUCCUAUGCAAAUGUAAAUGUUCAAGCACAAGAGUUUGGUAUUUAUAUACUGGUUCAAAACAGCCCUGUGAGAAAUUCAUAGUGAAGUAAUUCAUAAAAAGUUCAUAUAAUUUAAACAAAAUCACAGAGAUUUUAUGACCCUUUUAUGACCCUACCUCUGAAAAGAAUCGGAAUCGGAAUGAGAAUCUUUAGGAACUGUAAUCGAAACGAGGAAUUGGAAUUGAAAUCAAACUAUGCCCAACCCUACUCAUGGAUAAUCUAUAUCGUAAUCGUCAGCAUAAAAGCCAGGUCGGAGCACCCCUAGAAAGACGUGUAAUUUGCAGCCAAGGAGGGAUAGCACCUUUAACUGCCUCACACUAAAUCUAACCCACUUCACCUAAACUAAAAGGUAGUAUGAGCUUUCUAAAGUAGAAGGCAAUCCGCAAAGAAUGUAUCUUUUUUUCGGUAAAAUAAUGAUAUUGAUUAAUAUGUGAGCUGUACUGUUGUACUGUAUGUCUACUUUGCUUGCUUGCUACACGGCUGCCACUUGUUGAAAAACUCUUGUUGUGGUUGUAGUUUAUUUUAUUUCGGACAUGAUAAUCAGUGAUACAUUAAAGUACAACACAUGUUUAACACUUGUGCAAUUCGACAUGUCCAAAAAGGAGUAGGAAGAAGCACGUUUGAUUUAAUCCUGCUCCUUCUCUGCGUCUCAGCAAUGACUGAUAGUUUGUUCACUCCCUAUUUUUAACAUGUACCACAUUACCACUUUCUGAUGGAGAAAGAAAGAAUAAAGAAUGUGUAAUAGUAAAGUUAAUAGAGUUAUUCAAAAGAUGAGGCAUGGCAUCUGUUAGAGUCGAGGCCACCAUUUGAGGAUACAGUAGAAGGCAAAGUGUGAUGAUUGUGAUCUUUCCAAUGCAUAAUGUAAUCUAUCAAAAUCCUUGUCUUAUAAAAUGCAUUGUCUUCUUUGUUGUUCUUGCAUAGUUCUGUCAGUAAUAGCAUUUUUAUCAGACUGCAUUGUACAUUGUUGGAAGCAGACAAAGCAACGCUAUAAGAGGAUGACUGCCUGAAAAGGAAACAACAAAGCCCUGAUUUCUGUAUUAACAUUGGAACACAUCAGGUUCUUCCCCCUUUGUAAGAUAUGCAACCAGCAGAAUGUACUGUAACCUCAUCUUUUAUAAGAAUCACUGGGUUGUGACAUUUUUGGCAUUCGAUACAAAUUAUGCUGAAGCUCCCAGGUAAAGGUAUACCCUUCGCCUGCAAAAGAAGAGGAGCUGUCAGAGAUAAAAGCACAUUUGAAGAAGCAAAGAAGCACAGUACAGUGAGCACAAAGGAGCCACAUGUCUCCGUGUGAGCAAUGAGCUUCAGGAACUGGCGAGCUAAAAAUACUUUGAGGCAGUGAAUUAGGUGAAGAAACUUAUAGAUCAUGUCAACUGUUCAUCUUCACCAAGGAGGCACACAGAAUGGAAGCACUGGCACAGGCAUGGUAUCACUAACGGGAUCACUAACUGUGACGGUAUCAUAUCUGCACAAUUAAAAGUGCUUUUCGUAUUAACAACAAUUACCCCAUUUUCUGCACAAAGUUGUAUUAAUUUAAUGUACUACAUCCUCUUAAAGCCCCCAGUAAGUAAGACAUUGUCGCAUGAUACACAAUAUAGACAAAAAUAUUGGGACACCCAACACCUGAAUGAAUGACUGAAAGUAGUGUCUCAGUACAUUUGUCAAUGUUUUGUAUUUCUUUCCAACUCCAGGCUCUGUUUGUCUUGUCCAUUGUAUGUUGUUUGUGUUAAAUAUGUACCACUUUCUAGCUUCAAUUAUAAAUAAUAAAUAAAUCAAAAAUAGAGUGAUAUUUAUUUAAUGGUGCAAAUAGUAUAUAUAUAUAUAUAUAUGUGACCAAACUACAGUUAUAAUAUUUAUUGUAUUUAAACUGUAAAUAUCGAUGUACAUUCUGAUAAAUUCACAAUAAGUAUCUAUAGUGAAAGUGAGCAGUUGUAUACUUGAGCUGUAAAUAAUAAUAAUUGUAUAUUUUGAAAUAUUUUUUUGAUUUUUGUACAGUAGGUGAUUUUACUGUCGCUGUCUUUUAGUGAGUUGUUGUUGGUACUCAAAAGUCAACAUGGCUGCGAAUGUGUGGUGCAUAUUGUGUGGAUAUGUGUGUGUGUGUGUGUGUGUGCGUGUAUGUGUGUGUAAAGUAAAAGUGUGUAACGUAAAUGUAGGUUUUGGUGUUAAACUGUAGUUUUUCCGCUCUCACUGUUGUGUGCCGCUACAUGCUGUUCAUGGGACCACUUAUGUAAUCUCCUUUGUGUGUUUCUUCCUGGCAACAGCAGACUGGCAACAUAAAGAAGCUAUGAGAUAGAAAGUUUUUAUUUUCUCUUUUUUUUAUUUGGUUGCACACAUAACAAGACUUAGCAAACAAGGAGAAAUAAAAUGAUCACUUUGACUAAAAGGUC